Messenger RNA from Trematosphaeria pertusa, 1902 nucleotides. Its product is annotated as acetyl-CoA synthetase-like protein. NCBI's taxonomy places the organism in Eukaryota, Fungi, Ascomycota, Dothideomycetes, Pleosporales, Trematosphaeriaceae. The record is from RefSeq and is a predicted model, not a curated record. Gene Ontology annotation, molecular function: long-chain fatty acid transmembrane transporter activity; long-chain fatty acid-CoA ligase activity. The transcript has 2 exons. The coding region runs from base 1 to 1902 and encodes 633 amino acids.
AUGGCGACCACCGCUGCUGCAUCGUUGGCGGGCAUCUCGACUCUAGCAGCGUACUUGAACGCGAAGUACCAUAUCGCGCAAGAUCUGAGGGUUAAGAGACGGAAGAAAUUGGCGAUCAGAUGGUACGCGGAUCUUGUAAAACAAAACCGAUUGUCCAUAUGGUACUCCUUCACACCGCACGUCGCCAAGUAUCUAAACGAGCUCUGCAUUUGGUCACGGGAUAAGCAGUACACAUGGCAGGAAGUCCACGAUCAUGCGGUGCAGUGGGCGCAGUUUUUCCUCAGUCAGGGUGUCAAGCCGGGCGAUAUGGUCGGCAUCUAUCUUAUGAACUCCGCGGAUUUCCUCGUUAUCUGGUUGGGACUGUGGUGUAUCGGAUGCGCGCCGGCGCUGCUGAACUACAACCUUAAGGGAGAUAGUCUGGUUCACUGCCUCCGGAUAAGCAGCGUGAAGCUUGUCCUCGUGGACCCAGAUCCAGAAUGCCAGGACCGGUUUUUGGAUACCUGGGAGGCGAUCGAGCAAGAGCUUGGAGUAACGCACUUCACUGUCUCGCCCGCCUUCCUCACCAAAGUCUACGACGCCCAAGUAUCCACCCCAGACGACUCCUACCGCUCUAAAGUCAGUGGUACAAGCCCCGUAUGUCUCCUCUACACCUCUGGCACCACCGGCCUGCCUAAAGCAGGCAUGUACACCGUACAGCGGUAUCACGAGCGCGGCCACCCGUCCUCGCUCCCUUACAACCAGAAACCCGGCAAUGGCGGGGACCGCUGGUACUGCAGCAUGCCGCUCUUCCACGGCACAGGCGGCCUCGCGACCCUGGGCGCUAUAACAUUCGGCAUGAUUGCCGCCGUAGGCCGCAAGUUCAGCGUCAGCACGUUUUGGAACGACAUCCAUGACUCGCAGGCCACUAUGUUCGUGUACGUGGGCGAAGCUGCGAGAUACUUGCUCAUGGCUCCGCCGCAUCCGCUGGAGAGGGAUCAUCCGAGGCUAAGAGGAAUGUAUGGGAAUGGGAUGAGGCCGGAUGUAUGGGGCAGGUUUAAAGAGCGCUUCGGUGUGCCCGAGGUGAUCGAGUUCUUCAAUUCAACAGAGGGUGUCUUUGGGCUGGUGGUGCAUUCUAAGAACGAGUUUACGCAGGGGUGUGUGGGGCUACAUGGCGCUGUGUUGAGGAGAGACUUGAGGGAUACGUAUGUACCCGUAGCCAUCGAUCCGGAAUCCGGAGCCCUGAUGCGGGAUCCGGAGACCGGCUUCGUGCAGCGCAGGUCGUACGAUGAGGGAGGCGAGAUCCUAGUUAACAUCCCGUCGGAAAACGUAUUCGCGGGGUAUUACAACAAUCCCGCCGCGACGGCGAAGAAGUUCGAGCGCAACGUUUUCCGGCCAGGCGAUCUGUAUUACAGAACAGGCGACGCGCUACGACGAGACGAUGAGGGCCGCUGGUUCUUCCUCGACCGCCUCGGCGACACGUUUCGCUGGAAGUCGGAGAACGUAUCUACGGCUGAAGUUGCGGAGGUGCUGGGUCGGUAUCCGGGCGUUAUUGAGGCGAUGGUGUACGGUGUGCUUGUGCCGAACCACGAUGGGAGAGCUGGAUGUGUGGCAUUGCGGUUGGAAGACGGCGUUAGCCCAGUUGGGUUCGACUGGAAGGCAUUUUUGGAGUAUGCGCAGGGCAAGUUGCCGAAGUAUGCGGUACCAGUGUUUGUGCGGCUGGUGAGGGAGAGUAGUAUGACGGAUAAUCAGAAGCAGAAUAAGGCGCCGCUUAGGGAGGAGGGGAUUGAGUUGGAGAGGUUUGGGGAGAGGGUUGUUGGUGGGAAGGAGGAUGCGGUGCUUUGGGUUAGGCCGGGGAUGGGGACGUAUGAGAGGUUUGAUGGCGAGUAUCUGUGGGGGCUGAGGAAAGGGCAGAUCCAUUUGUAA